CAGGCCGUCAGAGUCUCUCGAGUUUUGGUUCUCUACUCUUAAUACCCAAUCUUGCUCUGCGCUUGCACUCACGGCUCGGGUCUGAGAGCGCUGUGUAAUCGUACAUUCCCCGCUUCCAACCCUCAAUCUCUCCGAUUGAUUAGCGAAAUAAGCAGCAUGUUGCAUCUCUCCCCGAUCGCGGGUUUACCCUUGAUGCGAAUAGCGCGUCCAAGCAUCGCUCCGUCCGGUGAGUCAUCUACUCUCCUCUCCCGCCGCCGAUUACACGCAACUGAAUCGCAACGAGCCUCCGCACCGCAUUUCGACACUUUCAAUCUAGUUGCGCGGCUCGAAGCGUCGGGCAUGCCAAAGCAACAAGCGGAUGUGCUAGCAGCCUCUCUGACCGACGUCAUCAAUGAGAGCAUUGAUAAUCUUGCGAAAGGCUUGGUUAGCAGAGAAGAGGGUGAGAAAUGGCGAUAUACGCAAAAAGUCGAUUUUGCGCGGUUAAAAUCCGAGAUGCAGCUGCUCGAGCACAACGACUUUGCAUUGAUGAAGACCGAGAAUGAGCGGCUCAUGGCCGAUAUCGAGCGUCUGAAGCAGCGCUUGCGCGAGGAGAUCACACGCACGACUGCUGGUGUACGGCUUGACUUGAACUUGGAGAAAGGGCGCAUCCGAGACGAGUCCUCCGUUCAUGCACUUAAAAUAAAGGAAGUUGACACGCGCAUUGAGUCCGAAAUCGCUGGUCUACGCACAAGCAUUCAGAGUGCCAAGUUUAACGUCCUACAGUACCUUGUCGGUGUGGCUACGGGUAGUGCUGCACUACUCCUUGCGUAUUUGAGGAUGUUCCGGUAGACCAUCUUUUCUUCGGUUCGAAUGAUAGAAGGACUCGAGGCAGUUCCGAUGAUACGCUACAUUGUUGU
Messenger RNA from Tilletiaria anomala UBC 951, 896 nucleotides. Its product is annotated as DUF1640-domain-containing protein. Gene Ontology annotation, cellular component: mitochondrion. The record is from RefSeq and is a predicted model, not a curated record. The transcript is spliced from 5 exons. NCBI's taxonomy places the organism in Eukaryota, Fungi, Basidiomycota, Exobasidiomycetes, Georgefischeriales, Tilletiariaceae. Bases 157 to 828 code for a protein of 223 amino acids.